This is a messenger RNA of Leucoraja erinaceus (little skate), 5116 nucleotides long. Its product is annotated as zinc finger protein ZIC 1. Lineage: Eukaryota; Metazoa; Chordata; Chondrichthyes; Rajiformes; Rajidae. Bases 2900 to 4240 code for a protein of 446 amino acids. The record is from RefSeq and is a predicted model, not a curated record. Gene Ontology annotation, cellular component: nucleus. Gene Ontology annotation, biological process: central nervous system development; regulation of transcription by RNA polymerase II. The transcript has 5 exons. Gene Ontology annotation, molecular function: RNA polymerase II cis-regulatory region sequence-specific DNA binding; DNA-binding transcription factor activity, RNA polymerase II-specific.
AGCCCGUCGGGCUCCGCGAGCAACACGCCGUCUCAUUGAUUAUUCACCAAGGGUACAAAAGGGGAACGGAAACCUAGUGCUGCGAUAUCCGUGGAUUUAGGCCGUCGUUCUAAGCUGAUCAACGGCAGGGCUUGAAGCCUGCAGCCUUGCACACAGCAGACCUACAGUUCAAGAGAGAGAGAAAAAAAGUCAAUUGCAUUUACAUGAAAGAUGAUGGAAAUUCAGGGGUCAGGAGUCGUUUAGUAUAAGUCACUUGAAUACACGUGCCUCUCUUACCGUCCGCCACCUGUUGAAGAAGAUGUCUUCGAUCAUUUAAUUCAGGUAACUGAAGUUUUUAAAGAAAUCUACUUUGUAGCGGCAACUAGGUAGUCAUUCUUCAUUUCGCCUUUUCAAGGUUUCUGGAAGCAGUUAGGGAAUGUAUGAUGAAGCAGAAAUGAGCCGUCAGGAUGAUAUUUUAAUGGCUUAUAUGUCACGUCGGUGCAUGCGGCUUUGAACUCAAGCAGCCUGCGUUUCCUGCGGAGAACGCCGCAAAUCCCACUUGAUAACUUCUACCAUCCUUCAAAUUUAAAAAUCAGUCCUUCUUUGUAUAUUGGGAGAAGUAGUCUAAAGAUAAUGCUAUGGGAAACGUUUACUUUUCAUACUCCUAAAGUGUCCCUUUAGAAUUUGCACACUCAAUGAGCAGUAAAUCUUUUUGAAUCAAAUUGCUCCAGCUUCUGCUUCUAGACUGCUGUGAUUUUAAUAUCAAUGUUAUCAGUAUAUUGCAUCAUUUAAAGUAACGCUAUGUGGCUAGCUAUUGUAAUCACCCAGCAAGACAAUAUUAUGUUCUACUUAAAUCUUUAAGAACGCAGGAGAUCCAGAUAUCCAACCAAAGCAGACAAAUAAGAUUUCUUUUUGUGCACAAAUAUGGGACCUAUCGCGUCAGAAUAGUCAGUUUAACCACAAUUAGUAUCUUCUCAUAAGGCAAUUUUAGACCAUUAAAGUACCUUAAAAAUUACACUAAUUCCCUAUUCAAUACCCACACCGGCCUCGUGCUUUCGACAAAGUAAGCACGUAGCCUCAAAUUGUUGUAAAUUGGAAACUCAAGUGGCAUGCAUUUUAAUUUGUUUUUGGUAUAAGCUCUUAGUGCGAACCUUGUCGUCAGGUUCCUACCCCGUAAUGAUAAACAUGCUUCCUUGAGCAACAGCGCUACUGUAAAAUAUCUAUAGAACUUUGCUGCCGAAUAACGUCCUAAGGUGGUCAAUUAAACGCUGGGCUUUCGCAUACUCCAAUACCUUCGCGCGAAAUAUUUUGUUCGAAGUUAACCUGUUGUACUUUAACAGUAAAUACUUUUUUUUUUAAGUGUUUGUUUGAAAAAAAAAGCGUGCAAACGUGUUCGUGUAAACUGGGUAAUCACAAAACUGAAUUGGAAAGAGCAUAGAUUGGAAGAAAUAAGACAAGUAUUUGAAAGCACUGCCCUUCCAAAGUGAUGGUUUGCUAACGGAGAUAAUAGUUAAAGGAUGCGGUAAGAUCUCUUUGUUAUAAAAUAAGACUUUAACUCGGAGGUUUAGCUUCAAGGAAGUUCAUUGAAGUGGCGAACAAAAGGUAAAUUGAACGAUUCCGAUUCUGUGUUGGCUUUUUACGUUUCUAUUACUUGAAUGUAAUUAGACUUAAUGAAUAUGCAAACCGUUGGCCUCACUUUAAAAAAAAACUUUACAGGGACACAGUAAAUAGACUUUAACAAAUUUGGGGCAGCGGAUGGGAAAGUGUAAACUAAAAGAUGAUGUUGUAAAAAGCUAUAUUUUCCUUUACUGACGAUGUGCAUAAACAAUUUCCGCAUUCAUUGUCCGCAAUCAAUGAAAAGCGCACCACUUUUUAUACAUAAAGGGGGGAAAUCCUUACUUCCAGCUAUUCUGCGAUUGUGUGAGGACCUAUAGAUAUGUAUAGAGCAAUUCAUCGUCACCAUAGUAAAAAAAAAGGACCAAGCAAGAUGUUUUCAAUCGCCUUUUACAUGUGGAAAGACAGGUUAAUCAAGGGUUUCGUCUCGAAAACAACCGAGUGUUGUAUGUUUGUACUGAAUCCAAACAUAUGCAUUUUCCAAACCCAAUUCAAUAGAGUGUUCUUUCUCUUUUUGCUCACUCAUCUGGGUAAGUGAAUUUUCACCGGCGAUCAAAAAGCUACUGAACAACAAAGGAAGCCGCCCGCUUUUUUUUUUCUAGUCUGGAGUUGUGGCACAUUAACGAAUUUCAAACAGUCUGACAAGGGGUGACUGAAUUGUGAAGUCGAAGAAGACAAGAGUUUUCUUCUGUUCUCUCUCCCACCCCCUUUCCCUCCUCCUCUUUCCAUAUUAUAUAUAUAAAAAAACGGAGAGGGGGGAAAAAGAAAGAAAAUGCGGACGGCAAUAAUUUAUCAGGAGGGACUGUCACGGGUGCACAAUACCUGGGAUUGAUGAGGCGGGCGGGCCAAUCAGGAGGCGGGAUGUGCGCCCCAAGCUGGUGAUUGGCGCCAGGGCACAACGGGGCAGCGCCAGCCUGGCCAAUUGGUGGAGACGCCGAGCGCCACGUGACUCCUCCCCCAACUCCCAUUCAUCAAGGGGACGGUGUUGUCUUUUCAAUUCAUUUAUCUGCAGGAAUGAUUGCCGCUAUCAUUCUCGAGCUCACCGCCCGGCUGAUGAGGUGAAAGUUUCUCCCCAGGAAGAUAAACCGCAAAAGACAAUAUUGCAUGAUUUGCGUUUGCAGAGGGGGAAAAUAUCUUCAGCAAAUUCCCACACGCUGAAGAGAGAGAAGAGAGAAAAAUAAGGAGUUUUUGCAAGUCCUGCAGACAGACUCAGAGACUAUUUUAUAUUAAGCAAGUUUCGUUGUGAAUUGUUUGUAGUUUGCCUUUCUAUAUAUUAUUGUUCACUUUCUACCCCCAUCGCCAGACGAUGCUUCUGGACGCUGGACCUCAAUAUCCUACUCUAGGAGUGACUACCUUCGGAUCAUCCCGACAUCACUCAACAGGCGAUGUCAACGACCGAGAAGUGGGACUGGGGAUAAAUCCUUUCGCUGACGGGAUGGGUGCUUUUAAAAUCAGCCCCAGCACUCACGAUCUCGCAUCGGGUCAAACUGCCUUCACGUCGCAGGCACCAGGCUACGCCGCGGCUCUGGGUCACCACCCCGGCCAUGUGAGUUCGUACAGCAGCGCUGCUUUCAACUCGACCCGGGACUUCUUGUUUCGCAAUCGGGGCUUUGGGGAAGCGGCGGCGGCAAGUGCCGGUCACAGCCUCUUCGCUUCGGCCGCGGCUGCGGGCAGUUUUGCCGGACCCCAUGGACAUACCGACGCUGCGGGGCAUCUACUCUUCCCGGGGCUUCACGAGCAAGCGACGACCCACGCUUCUCCAAAUGCACAUGUAAUGAACGGGCAAAUGCGCUUAGGCUUUUCUGGGGACAUGUAUGGCAGAGCAGACCAAUACAGCCAGGUCACUAGUCCCAGAUCGGACCACUACGCCUCGACCCAGCUACACAGUUAUGGUCCCAUGAACAUGAACAUGGCGGCCCACCAUGGGGCCGGGGCCUUCUUUCGAUAUAUGAGGCAGCCCAUAAAGCAAGAACUGAUAUGUAAAUGGAUAGAGCCCGAACAGUUGACGAAUCCUAAAAAAUCAUGCAACAAAACUUUUAGCACGAUGCACGAACUAGUUACACACGUAACUGUGGAACACGUAGGGGGACCAGAACAGUCGAACCAUAUCUGCUUCUGGGAAGAGUGUUCAAGAGAGGGAAAGCCUUUCAAAGCCAAAUAUAAACUUGUAAAUCACAUCAGAGUCCACACUGGCGAGAAACCUUUUCCCUGUCCAUUCCCCGGCUGCGGCAAAGUCUUUGCUCGAUCAGAAAAUCUCAAGAUCCACAAAAGAACUCACACAGGGGAGAAGCCAUUCAAAUGUGAGUUCGAAGGGUGCGACAGGCGUUUUGCUAACAGCAGCGAUCGCAAAAAGCACAUGCACGUGCACACUUCUGACAAGCCGUACCUCUGCAAAAUGUGUGACAAGUCCUACACUCAUCCCAGCUCUCUGCGAAAACACAUGAAGGUCCACGAAGCAGCCUCUCAAGGGUCACAGCCUUCUCCUGCGGCAAGUUCUGGCUACGAAUCCUCAACACCCCCUACCAUCGUGUCGCCCUCUACAGAAAACCAGACCAACAGUUCAAUGUCCCCGACAUCAUCUGCAGUUCACCACCACACAUCCAACCACAGCACGCUCUCAUCGAACUUUAACGAAUGGUACGUUUAAGUAAACCUACAUAAAAAUACAAAAAAAAACUUUUCAAAAAAGACUCCAAAGUUACGAUCGCGAGGAAUCAAAGACAAAAAAGCUGCCAAUAGACGCCGAAAGGAAUAAUAAAAGAAGAAACCAAAACCUUUCAAAGGUUUAGUAGCGAAUCUUAAAAUGCAUGUAGGACGAUGCUAUUUCUCUAGCCAUUGCCAAGUGCUAGAUAUAGAGAACGAUCUGAUAAAGCUCUGAAAUUGCAUGUGUUCUAUGGCAGCGGUCUUUUUUCUUUCCUUUUUGUAAAUAUAGAUUUACUAGUUUAAGAGUCUAAUGUUUGAAUCCUGUACAUAGACAUAUCACAGGGGAUUUGUCAACGUGGUAUUUGCAUAUCUGGGUGACGGUUGGAAAAAAUGCAAUUAUUUGUUUAUGGAUGGCAAAAAGUUACUAUAGUCGAUGUGUACCAAAAUGUGAAUUACUUUGUAUUUGUCUCAACUGAGCGUCAGAAAGUUAGCAGAUACUAUUGUUAUUAAUGUGCUUUUUGUAUCCAGUGCAAACCUUUCGUCCCAAAGUCUAGUCAGAGUAGUGAAGUGUUCAAAGUGUUGCUUGUUAUGUCAAAAAAAUAUCGUAGUGCAAGCUUGGAACCCCGUGUUAAAAUGUAACUUUGUUUUAUGUAAGACUUGAUAUUAAAGCAAAAUAAGAAAUUUAUCUGUCCAUUGCCUUCGCAGUUGCGAUAAAUUUAUGUAUAUAUUCCCAAUCUCCAUAUUUAUCCGCAUGUACGUAAAUUACCGGUAUUACGUGUUACAGAUAUUCGAUAUUUAUGAAAAAUGCAUUCGUAUGUAAGACCUAGUUUACAAACUGUUCCAUAACAUUUCGUACAAUAUUAAAGAUUCCAAAAUCCAA